Molecule: messenger RNA, 1233 nt
Organism: Trichobilharzia regenti
Lineage: Eukaryota; Metazoa; Platyhelminthes; Trematoda; Strigeidida; Schistosomatidae
Source: the annotation of a GenBank genome assembly
UUCAUGAACUGUGAAUAAUAUAUUUUUCAGCUAUCAGAGUGAUAAGUAUGCAUCAGUCAACAUAUAUUUCACUGUAUGAUGAUGAAGAUGAUCUGGAAUUACAUGAUGUAACAAAAGAACUUGAGAAUUUAAAGGCUGUAUUUUCACGUUAUGAUAAUCAUGCUGUAAAACUUCAGAAUGAACUAGAAUUAGUACGUGAAGACCUUUAUGGAUUAAUUCAUGCCAGAGGGACUAAACCAGACAAUGAAGAUAAUAUAAAACCUAAUGAAAUUAAAUUAACUCAAGAGGACUUUGAAACAAUAAAAUUAAUCAAUGAGAGACAGGCGAAGAAAAUGUUAUCCCUUAAAAAGAAAGCACACACUUACAAGUCGAAUUUCAAUGUGUUAUUACAAGAAAUGGACAAACAGAAAAAUUUACUAGAAGACUGCAAGAAAAAUGACAUGAUAACGGUUGAGAAAUCUGUUCAAACCGAUUUGGCGGAACCUUUAUCGAUCGAAACAAGUCAAAUUAGACCUUUGACAUUGGAUAAGUUUACUCAUGGUGUUUUAGAAAUUGCCUUUCAACUGCAUGAAAAGUUAUCUGAAUGUCAUGGUCGUCGUCGAUUAGAAAUUAUACAUCAUGAAAAGCAUACUAGUGAAUUAAGCAGAAAUCAUCUGGAAGCGCUGAAGCGAGUACAAGAAAAGCAACAGAAGAAUUUAACUGAAUUUAAAUAUCGUAUUCAAAAAGCUACACAACAAGAAUUAGGUGUGCUAAGAGAGGAAAGAGAAAAACUUUUGAGUCAAUUAAAUGAAAUCAGAAAAUCGGAACAACAGACUAGACAUACAAACUCUUUGCUGAAAUUAGAAAUUCACAAUUUGGAGAAAAAAUUAAAUGGAUAUGAAGCUAAAGUCCAUAGUUAAUAUUUCUUUUAUGCAUUCUAUUCAGUCAUUCUGAAAAACCAGGCUAUUUCUGUCGACUGAAUUGUUUUUUGCGGAUGAAAUUAUCAAUAAACUAACAAGUCUGUUUGAUUACUCAAUCACAGAAGGAUCCAACUAUGAUAGUCGAAAUUCGCUAUUGAUUUUGCUCUAAAUUAUCCGCAUAUAUUUUGAUCAUCAAACGUUUUGUAAGAAGACAUCUACUUAUACAUGCGUAAAUUUAUUUUGAAACACUAUGCAAGAAUAAUACAGAUAGAGUGGUUGUUGCAUUUUAUUGCAGUGGUUUAUGCAAAGAAUACAAUGAUAUUUGACUUUUAUU